UGGAGCGUGAGUGGGAUAAUAGACUGACGUCUACGCUCCUUCUUUGUGCUAUUGCAGUUCGGCAAAAUGUUAAUCCAUUAUCUUAGUGAAGUGUCUUCAAAUCAGUUGUGGAGAAACAUCUUUGCUCACAUUCAGAGAAAACGGUGAUGACAAUCGUCGUUUUUCUGAACGCAUGCUCAGAACUAAUGAGAUCGUUUCUGACUCCCCCAGUCUGUCCGUGUGACACAUUUGAAUCUGUAAUACAUGGAAAUUACAUCAAAAAGAAUCGACAUUUGCGAAUCAGUGGCUUUCUGACUCUGUAAAGCCGCAGCGUUGUGCAGCACUCACACCCGCGGACAGCGACCAGUGAGAGAGGCAGCGAGACAGCGAGAAGAUCACGUUGAGUCUCUCAGAGAGAAUCUUGCUGCAUCCAUGCGAGGAAAAUAUGGAGAGAUGGCAUGCCUGGUUUUCUGUAACGAGAAAACAAGAAAAAUACCGCUCUAAUUUAUGAUACAAACUGUACGUGUCACGUUAGGAGAUAAUCUUGUUCUGAGAAGAUAGAAUAUUCUCUCAUCUGAAGGAGAAAUGGACGCCUCGCCAUCCAAGCAGGGGAGGAAGAGGGUGAAGAUCCACCCCAACACAGUGACGGUGAAGUACGCCACCCACUUCCCCCAACCGGGGGACGAGGGCUACGACGACGCUCCCUCCUUCGAGGACUUCGGUUCCUUUGUGGAAGAGAACCCCGACAAGAAGCUGUUGGCGGACAGCCGGGCCGGCAGGACUUUCUUCGGCUCCGUGGAGAGCCGGCCCAAGCCAGCGGGGCCGAAGGCCGGCAAUGGGGUGGGCGAGCAGCUGCAGAGCUUCGGCGAGGCCUCGGUCUUCGCCUCGCGGCUGACAUGGGGCGCCCUCUUCGGCGCAGCCCUGGCCCACGGCUGUGUGGCCCUCAUCACCCGACUGGCAGCCGACCGCUCCAAGGUGCCCUCCCUGGAGCUCCUUUUCAUCCGCUCAGUGAUCCAGGUGUUCUCCGUUGUCGUGGUCUACUACCACCGGGAGGCGCCCUUCGGACCCGAGGGCUACCGCCUGCGCCUCUUCUUCUACGGCGUCUGCAACGUCAUCUCCAUCACCUGCGCCUACACCUCCUUCGCCAUCGUGCCGCCCAGCAACGGCACCAUCAUGUGGCGGGCCACCACCACCGUCUUCAGCGCCGUGCUGGCCUUCCUGCUGAUCGACGAGCGGCUGGGGAUGACCGACGUGGUCACGGUGGUGAGCAGCGUCUUCGGCCUCUGCCUGGUCAUGAUCCCCAACAUCGUGAGCGAAGAAAAGUCGCCCCUGGGCUUCUGGAAGGAGGCCUUCGGCUACACCAUGACGGUCAUGGCCGGGCUCACCGCGGCCCUCUCCAUGAUCGUCUACCGGGCCAUCAAGGAGCGGGUGAGCAUGUGGACGGCCCUCUUCACUUUCGGCUGGACGGGCACCGUGUGGGGGGCGUCUACCAUGUUCGUCAUGCAGGAGCCCAUAAUCCCCCUGGACGGGGAGACCUGGGGCUACCUCAUCGGCAUCUGCGUCUGCUCCACGGUGGCCUUCCUCGGCGUCUACUAUGCCCUGAACAAGUUCCACCCGGCGCUGGUGAGCACCGUGCAGCACCUGGAGAUCGUGGUGGCCAUGAUCCUCCAGCUCCUGGUGCUCCACAUGGUCCCGUCCGUAUACGACGUGAUCGGGGGCCUCAUCAUCAUCGUCAGUGUCUUCGUCCUGACCGGCCUCAAGCUUUACUGGGUGGGGAAGAGCAGGCGGCAGGAGUACGAGGAGAUACUCGACUCGCCGAUCAAAUGAGCGCGGAGGGGGGGGGGCUCGUUCCCCACUGCGCUACGGCAACCCCUCCCCGGACGUGUGAGCGAAAAUCGUGAAUGUCUGAAUCCAGAUCUAUUUAUUUUGUAUCGUCUUGUUGCAGAGUGCCAGUUGUGUGAUGUCUUUGUUAUCUGUAUCGUGAGGAAUAAAAAAAAAAUUGGUUUGCAUUGCUUUCCCUCCAAUGUCAUUUCAUUCUCCCAUUAACUCACCAGUUAAAUUCAUACCAUUUAAAAAAAAGAAGUUUCAUUAUUUCCGCUUGUGUGGUAUUGAAUGACUGAGCACGACAGGGAAAAAUCCAGGCAUCUGCUGUGUCCAGGCAGUUACAUUUGUAUUCAUAAGACAGGAUGACAUUACUGGAGAUACAUUUCAUAAAUAGACAUCCUCAGCCAAGGCAAUCAAUAUAAUCCUUGCUGCUGUUAAAAGACGAACAUGAAAAUAACAGGGGUCAUGGCUCCUGUACCAUGGUGCUGGAAUUUCUGCCAUAAUGUGAGUCCUUAACCAUGGGAAAAAAACAUAAUGCUUUAAAAUUCUGUAACAAGGAUACUAACUCUAAUGUGACCUGGCAUGUUAGGUUAUGAGCUUGCAACAACUUUAUCUUUGAGCAUGCUUUCAUCUUUGCCAUCACAGAUCUCAAGGGGAUCUGUACCACAUCAUCACUAUUUAUAGAAGGUGUUACAGAUCAUUUCCCGCACAAAAACAUGUCGUGACGAUUGAUAAAUGUGCACAUAUUUAGCAUCACAGAUUUGGCAGGAGGCAGAUUAUGAAGGCGGCGGGAAAAUCACAUCAGCACAUGAAAUGUCUGUGGUAAACAACAUACUCUCAUGUAAUUAGCUGUGUUUUAUGCAUUUGAAGUAUGUGGUGAAAAAUAAGAUGAUAUGCAAUUUAAAGACUAGUUAUUUGUAUUUAAAAACAUAUGGUCCAGUUAUGAUCAUCUCAUCAGUCACAAUGGUAUUGUAUGCAUUUUUGUCACAUUGGAUGGACCUGUAAGGAGGUGGAUUUACGGCAUACUGGUUUAUCUUGCAUCUGAAACAUUAUAUCAGAGAUUUUAAGCUCUUAUUCUCAUUUUACAGCGUAUAUACUUUAUUCUGUCAUCUUUCUUGCAUAACUUUUCAUACAGACACAGAGAAAAUACUCUAGCUUUGAGCAUGCCAUUUUUUGCAGAGAGUAGGCCUAUUGGAAAUACAGCAAACAGCUAAAACAAAUGCACAAACCAAGUAGUUUUCCUCAUUCUUACUUGUACCUUAUCUGAAUGUUGUAUUCAACUGGUAUUUUGAAUCAUAGUUACCAGCCAUGCAGAACUGUUACAUUUAGCAAAAGAAGCACAUAUUUAGUGUUCAGAAAACAAUAUACAGUACGGUGAAAUAUAGUCCAAAUAAAUGUGCAUUUUUAUAUGUGUAAAAAGACACACGUCAUAUAUUACAUUAAUAUGAAAGACGAGCUGAAAUCAAAAUUCACUUUUUCCUAAGUUUAGUCAAUACGAACUUGUCUUAAAGUAUACAUUCCAAAAAUUAUAUAAAAUUGUAAUACUUGUGUAUUUUCACUCCAGUUUUUUUCCAUCCACUUCCUGGAAAAGGAGAUUUUACAAGAUUUUACGUCAAUGUGUACCACUGGGCUUGUAUGCAGAUUUAAUGUCCGUCAAUUUUCUGUUCCCCUCCAAUCAAUAUCCUUUUCACAUAGUGGCACCCCUCCUCAUUUGACAUUAGUCAAAUCAAAUCCCUGCCCUUCAAAAAUUCCCUCGAAAAAUAUAUUUUUCUCUUGUAUAUACGUCAGCUAGUGCUGCUCUGUAGUGCUCUGCUUCUGUUUCAGCUUGUCUUUAAAUAUAUUAGUGCCACAUUCAUAUAUGAAAGCUUAUGGAUAUAUUGUAUUGAAAGAAAAAUAUAAAUCAGCAGUUACAUAUAGGAGUGUGGCUACAAAUACAUCUAAGUAUACACCAUCUUUUUUUCUUUAUAUUUUGGAUGUAAUAUUUCACCAAAAUCACAAAUAUCUUUUUCAUGUGGACUGUCAUGAAGCAUGUCACUUUCAAAUUGGUAUACUUUCAAUGAUCAGAUUGAUCUGAUUGACACUUUCUUUGUUGUUAUUCAGAGAAACAUCUUUGUUAAUAUGGUAAUAUGCAAUUAUGUAACAGUCAUAACCUUGAAAUAAAGAAAAAUAGAUCAUUUUUAAAA
Conger conger (European conger) is the source of this 3986-nucleotide messenger RNA. It is a transcript of the gene slc35g2a, whose product is annotated as solute carrier family 35 member G2a. The coding region runs from base 565 to 1806 and encodes 413 amino acids. The transcript has 2 exons. Gene Ontology annotation, cellular component: membrane. NCBI's taxonomy places the organism in Eukaryota, Metazoa, Chordata, Actinopteri, Anguilliformes, Congridae. The record is from RefSeq and is a predicted model, not a curated record.